Lactuca saligna is the source of this 393-nucleotide messenger RNA. NCBI's taxonomy places the organism in Eukaryota, Viridiplantae, Streptophyta, Magnoliopsida, Asterales, Asteraceae. The record is from the annotation of a GenBank genome assembly.
AUGACAACUGAGAUGGUGGUGCACAACGGUGGAUGCCACUGCAGACGUGUGAGAUGGCGAGCUCAAUCACCACCCACCGUCGUUGCAUGGAACUGUAACUGCUCAGACUGUUCGAUGAGAAGAAACACUCACUUUGUUGUUCCUUUUGGAAGAUUUGAGCUUCUUGGAGACUCUGAAAAAUUCUUGACUACUUAUACGUUUGGCAGUCAGUCAGCAAAGCAUACGUUUUGUAAGGUCUGUGGGAUAACGUCGUUUUAUACUCCGAGAUCCAAUAAGGGAAUAGCGAUUACUUAUAGGUGUGUGGAUCCAGGAACGUUGAGUCAUGUGGAGGUGAAGCAUUUUGAUGGGGUGAAUUGGGAGAAGUCGCAGAACUCCGAUGGUGGCCAAGGGUAG